Ricinus communis (castor bean) is the source of this 1448-nucleotide messenger RNA. RefSeq names its product putative HVA22-like protein g. The coding region runs from base 318 to 1208 and encodes 296 amino acids. NCBI's taxonomy places the organism in Eukaryota, Viridiplantae, Streptophyta, Magnoliopsida, Malpighiales, Euphorbiaceae. The record is from RefSeq and is a predicted model, not a curated record. The transcript is spliced from 7 exons.
AAUCCAAAGCAAAAGAAAUAUAGAAAAAAGAAACAGAGGAGUAAUUUUGAAAAAACGACACAAAAGGCUGCUUUGCUAAUUGCUAUCACUUCACUCUCUCUAUCUUUGUUUUUUCGGCUCAGUCUCUAUCUCGACGCCUACAUCGCAACGGUUCGCCGUUACAUUUCGGCGUCACCGGUUUUUCGUACGCCGGGGAUCUUUGUUAACUCAUCGGCGAUUUCUUGAUUUUUUUUUUCUUAACUCCAUUUUUGUUCCGGAGAUAAUUAUAAUAAUAAUAAUCAAUAGCUGGGUGAGUUUUUGAGAGUCAGGCAUACAAGAUGAUUGGAUCAUUUCUUACAAGAGGACUUGUGAUGAUCUUUGGCUAUGCUUAUCCUGCUUAUGAGUGCUAUAAAACUGUUGAAAAGAAUAAGCCAGAAAUUGAACAACUUAGAUUUUGGUGCCAGUAUUGGAUUUUGGUGGCUGUAUUGACAGUUUGUGAAAGAGUCGGAGAUGCUUUUAUUUCAUGGGUUCCAAUGUACAGUGAAGCUAAGCUGGCAUUUUUUAUAUACUUGUGGUACCCUAAAACUAUGGGGACUACCUAUGUGUAUGAUUCCUUCUUCAGACCAUAUGUAGCAAAGCAUGAGAAUGAAAUUGAUCGCAACUUGUUGGAACUAAGAACUAGGGCUGGCGAUAUGGCAGUUUUAUACUGGCAAAGAGCUGCAAGUUAUGGUCAGACAAGAAUUUUUGAGAUUUUGCAGUAUGUUGCGGCGCAGUCGACACCAAGGCCUCGCCCUACUCAGCCACAACAAGGUGUUAGGGCCCGACAACCUGCCACUGCCACAAACCGUCAAUCUUCUAAUACUUCCAAUCGCCAACCAGCUGUAGCUCAACCAGAGAAUGAAGAACCUCCGUCUCCCACCUCCAGUACAUCUUCCAGUCAGCACCAUACAGAUGUUGCAGAAGAAGUGCGAGAAGCUCCUGUGCCUCCUGCUGCAGCUUCAAAUGCACUUAAGGCUCCUGCAGGAGCUUCCAGUGUCCAAAAAGUAGAUGCUGGUCCGGAAACUUCCAGUCAGCCUUCAUCAACCAAAGCAGAAGUAAUGCAAAUCGAAGCAGCACCUUCAUCAACAAAUGAAAAUGAAAAUCCUCCCCCAAAAGAGACUAACAUGGAUGAGGCCAUUCGGGUUACACGUGCCAGAUUGAGGAAAAGCCGAUCUGGACCAAAGAGUUAAAGGACCAAUUUCGAUCUUUUCCCAAUUUUAGUUUACAAAACUAGCAGUUAAUCAUUAGGUGCAUGGUGAUGGGUCCUGGAUCAUUGGUGUUGACGUUGAUGUAAAUUUGUCGUCUUCUGUUUUCUUAUUCCAUUUGUUGCUUUAUUUUUUGAACAUGAAUUGUCAGGUUAAGGGUCUUGGGUUGAUAGGAGAUAAUUGAUCCAACUUUAGAAAUGAUAAAAGUAAAGAUACUGUUCUUAA